GAGUGAUGUGAUCACUUACCAUAAACACCAAAGACAGUUUGGAUGCAGAAAAACAUCAGACAUCAGUGAAGAGACUUCAUCCAGGUUUCACUCUGAAGAAUGGCAAACAUCUCUGUUAACACCAGCCUCCUGAAUGACAGCUAUGUCGACCCCUCUCUGGCUGAGUACCAAAGAUAUGUCUCCUCCAUCAUGCAUGUAGUGAAAUACAUCACCGUUGGUAUCGGUCUCCCUUUGACACUCACGGCCAUCUAUGCUCUCUACUCUUUGGUAAAGAAUGGUCAUGUGGCUCCAAUCUAUGUCAUCAACCUUUUCAUAUCUGACCUCAUUCAGCUCUGCUGUAUGAUCAUUCAGGAGUCCAAACCUGAGGGAGAGAUGACAAAGAACAUUGUGGGCUAUAUUUACACAUGUGGCGUAUUAACUAGUGUUGCCUUCAUGCUGUGUAUUUCACUGGAAAGAUAUUUGCUCAUCGCCCACCCACUGUGGUACCGCUUCAGACGAACCAUCAGGACCUCUGUGGCGGUCUGUGUUGUAGUCUGGAUCAUACCUCCUGUCUGUUACCUCACUGUGUUCCGCUGGGUUACUAGAUUUGUCACACGUAUCAUCCUCUCCAUCUUCCUCAUCAUUCCCUUCCCACUGUUCAUAUUCUUCCUGGUUGGGACCCUCAGAGCUCUCUCUACUUCUGUCUCAGUCCCCUCUGAUGAAAAACGGAGAAUUGCGGCAAUUUUAGUCCUGGUGCUGCUGAUUUAUACUCUGCUGUUCCUGCCUAACAUUAUUUGGCUCAUUGCAAAAUCGUACAUCUAUGAUUACAACCUACAUUUACUGGCUGUCUUGUCUCUAAAGCUGAGUCCACUUGCAGACUUACUUCUGUACGUUUUCAUCAAAAAAGAGACCUUUGGGAAGCUUUGGACCUCUGUGUGCUGUUGCAGAAAGGAGAACAAUGACACCAACAACACCAACACAAUCAAUCUAGAUGACAUCAGUGGUUAUCAGUUAGGGGGGCAGAGCCAAGAAGUAGCUCAUUGAUCUGUUUCAGAAGGUCACAAAUAUGGGGGCCAGAAGUUAUGGAUAUCUGAGUGAGCUCAUGUAUAUAUUUGAUUUAUUCCAUUUCCCCAUAAUAAGGAGUAAAUUUAGGUUGUUUCCCAAAGAUCUCAACUAUUUAUCUCCUUUCUCAGGAUGACAAACCCGAGUUUCCCAACAUAACAAGGUCAUUCCUCAAGAAAGAUCCAAAACUUCCCUUUUCAUGUGAAAGUGGAGUAAAGUGACUUGAAUGCAUGCUUGUCCUCUGUUUCCAUUCUUUCAAACAUGUUUGUUUUGUGCUGUCUUGCUGUUCAGUCGUGUUUCGUUCCACCUAAACUGCAACAUCUUUUUAUUCAGUACAUCUGAGUGGUUGAACAUUUGUCUACAUUUGGACCAGGAUUCUCAUGAAGAAGGUAGGGGAGUGUCCUGAGGAUGAAGAUAGGAGAAAACACGCCACAAAUGUUCUCCCUAAACAUUAUUUGUUAAGCUGUUCAUUUAAUACAUAUAAAUGAAUAUUAAAACAGCUGUACUUAUCUACUCUCUACAUUGUUUUAUCAGUAGAAGUUUUCCUGUGCAGUUUUAGUACGAUAUCUUCAGGAUGUGAUUCAGAGAAAUUUCUUUGUUUUGUGUUUUUGACAAAUUGAAAAAAAUUCACAUCAUCU
Messenger RNA from Cheilinus undulatus (humphead wrasse), 1679 nucleotides. RefSeq names its product G-protein coupled receptor 4-like. The transcript is spliced from 4 exons. The record is from RefSeq and is a predicted model, not a curated record. NCBI's taxonomy places the organism in Eukaryota, Metazoa, Chordata, Actinopteri, Labriformes, Labridae. Gene Ontology annotation, molecular function: G protein-coupled receptor activity. Gene Ontology annotation, cellular component: membrane. Gene Ontology annotation, biological process: positive regulation of Rho protein signal transduction; phospholipase C-activating G protein-coupled receptor signaling pathway. The coding region runs from base 100 to 1023 and encodes 307 amino acids.